UAAUUAAAACAAUUUAUACAUGUAGUUUGUGCAUUUUCGAAUAAAAAUAAUAAUGCAUGGUGAAUGCUAGUAGUUUAGGAUCUUUGAUUUUGUUGUAGGUUACAACAAUGUCGUAUUUAAGAAACUGGCGUCGUUAUCGAGCAGAGGCAGAAUUCAUGGCAAAAUCAAGUGAAGAUGAUGCAGCUACUGAGCUUGAAGCUGAAGUUUCUACAGUAACUAGACAAGAAAAUGUUGAAGCUCAAGGAACACAAGGGAGAGGGUCUUCAACAGAUGAAGGUGCUGAGCUAAAUUCAAAUGCAGAUGAUUUGUCUAGUUCUAACCAUGAUCCAACUUCCUCAGAAAGUGACAAUGGUAAUUUAGCCAGUUCCUCAGAAGAGAGUGAUAACAUUGCCCUUCAUGAUUCAUCUCAGGAACUUGAAACUGAUCUUGCAGCUUGGGCUACAAAAAACAAAUGUACAAGAUCUGCAUUAAAUGAGUUGCUUACCAUAUUAAGAAAACAAGGUCUCCAGCUUCCUAAAGAUGCUAGGACCCUUUUAAAAACACCAAGAACAGUGGAUGUCGGAGAAAAAUGUGGCGGGAACUACUUCCACAUGGGAUUGGAAAGUGGUAUUUUGAAAUUGAUUCAUCAAAAUGUGGAUUUUUUUUGUAGAUGUUGCACAAAUUCAGCUUACUUUCAACAUUGAUGGUGUCCCUCUCUUUAAAUCAACAAAUGUACAACUUUGGCCAAUUUUAUGCAGCGUCCAGGGCUUUGAACCAUUUGUUGUUUCAAUUUUCUGUGGUAAUCAUAAACCUAGUUCUGUUGAAGAAUACCUGAAUGAUUUUUUAUUGGAACUACAAGAAAUGCUCCAAAAUGGUGUGCAGUUAAAUGAAAUCGUUAAACCAGUUGAAGUAUUUGCCUUUGUUUGUGAUGCACCUGCCAGAGCUUUUGUGAAAUGCAUUAAAGGGCACAAUGCAUACUACAGUUGUGAAAGAUGCGUGGUUAAAGGAUCGUGGAAUGGACGUGUGGUGUUCAAUGAGGAAAUUACUGAGGCACCACGUACUGAUGAUGGCUUCCAGAAUUUUGAGUAUGAUGAUCACCAGGUAGGAAGAUCCCCUCUUGCUGAUAUUGGACUGCCAUGCAUAAAGUUAUUUCCAUUGGACUACAUGCAUCUUAUAUGCUUAGGCAUUAUGAAAAGAAUGCUGACAUUCUUAAAACAAGGACCAAGGGAAUGCAGACUUUCAUACCAACAGCUGACUAUUAUUUCAGAAAAUAUGAUGAAUUUGAAUGGCAAGAUGCCGAGAGAAUUUGCAAGACAACCAAGGUCUCUUGAUUAUCUGGACAGAUGGAAAGCUACUGAGUUACGCCAAUUCUUAUUAUAUACUGGGUCAAUAGUUUUAAAAUCGGUUGUCUCUGCCAAUGUUUAUAAACAUUUCCUUUCCUUAAUGGUUGCAAUGUCUAUUCUCUUGAAUUCUGAUGAGAAUAUACGUAGAACAUAUAUAGGAUAUGCAAGAGAUCUCCUUUCCUUCUUUGUUACAAAUGCCAAAGUUGUGUAUGGGGAAACUUUUUGCACUUACAAUGUCCAUGCUCUUUGCCAUCUUGCUGAUGAUGUGGAAAAUUUUGGAACAUCACUGAAUGAAAUUUCAGCAUUUCCUUUUGAAAAUUAUUUGCAAAAGUUAAAGAAAAGUGUCAGAAAAGCACAAAAUCCUAUUGCGCAAAUUUCAAAAAGGAUUACAGAGAUAGAAAAGGCGAAAUGUAGAAGAAUACCAAAAAAAAACACACCUGCAUGUAGCCACCAGGAAGAAGGAUAGUUGUUUUAUGUUGAAAAACAACAGAAUUGUCAUCAUAAGGGAGAAAAGAGAUGACCAAAAGUAUGUGUGUGAUGUGAUUAGCAGACGAAGCCUGACAAAUUUCUUUACCGACCCAUGCGAUUCGAGCUUGAUAGAUGUGUAUUUUGUGUCAUCACGCAGAGUAGUCUAUCACAGAAUGCUGGUUGAGCAUUCUGAUUUGGAGAAGAAAGUUGUUUAUCUCCCCUGUGAAGGAGGUCACGUCCUUAUUCCAAUGCUACAUGGAAUAGAGAGAAGUUAAUGGAAAAGAUUUGGUGCAGAGCAGUCUGGAAAGAAGAUGGCCAGGAAGAGGAGGGGGUUAUCCCGACUA
Molecule: messenger RNA, 2134 nt
Organism: Saccostrea cuccullata (small rock oyster)
Lineage: Eukaryota; Metazoa; Mollusca; Bivalvia; Ostreida; Ostreidae
Exons: 2
Coding region: 631-1788 (385 amino acids)
Source: RefSeq, a predicted model, not a curated record